Molecule: messenger RNA, 1836 nt
Organism: Lotus japonicus
Lineage: Eukaryota; Viridiplantae; Streptophyta; Magnoliopsida; Fabales; Fabaceae
Product: ankyrin repeat domain-containing protein, chloroplastic
Exons: 7
Coding region: 99-1466 (455 amino acids)
Biological process (GO): protein targeting to chloroplast
Cellular component (GO): chloroplast outer membrane
Molecular function (GO): protein binding; chloroplast targeting sequence receptor activity
Source: RefSeq, a predicted model, not a curated record
AUGGGCUAUAAUCAAAGAAGAAAGCCCAAAAUUUGGCAUUAGCAGCAGCAACAACAACCUGGUAUGGUAGAACAAGAUUGAAAACACAACACCACACCAUGUUCCAUUUUUCAACACUUGUACUCAAUCCUCAACCUCACACCCUCUUCUCUCCCCUACCCAUCUUCCCUUCUGCUCCCACUCCCCGCAAGCUCCAAUCUCUACCAUCACUCAGACUACCCACGAAGUGGAACCUCCACUCUCUCCCACUCUCCUAUGACGAUUCCGACGAACCCGUCAUCGGCGACUGUUUGGUCUUCGAAGAAGGCAUUUUCGAAGACCCCAUUUUCCACCACCCUAACAACAACAACAACGAACUCACCUCCGCCACUCUCCGCGCCAAGAAGCCCAAGUCGAAGAAAAAGACGGCAGUUGUUGCGGCUGAGAAUUUGGUCCCGGAGAAGUGGAGAGAGGUGCAAGCUGAAAUCAACAUCACCAAGAAGGAGAGGAGGAAGAUAGCUCAGGAGAUAGAGUUCAACAGCAAGGUUGAUAAGAAGAAAAGAGGGCUUAUUCCACUGAGAGACAUGGAUCUUAAUGAGUAUAAGGCUUAUAAGGAGGCCAAGUUGGCUCAGCUGAAACCUUUUGUUCUGGAUAAUCCUACCAGUUUUCCGGUGAAGAAGGAGGAGAGUGAGCCUAAAUUGAAUGAUGGGUCUGUUGGUGGUGGUGAGCGUGUAAUGCCUAGGAAUCCUAGGUGGGCUGUUUAUGGAAGGGGUUUAGAGGAUGUCACUGAGUUUUUCAAUAGUGAGAACUAUGACCCUGAUGCUACUGCUAAGACUAGCACUGAUGGUCGUACGAAGUUGUUUACUAAGGAGGAGAAGGAUUUGUUGAAAAAGCGGGUACCAGACUUGGCGGUUGCUACUUCAGGCAAAUGGCUUCCUUUGCACACUCUUGCUGCAUGUGGGGAAUUUUACCUUUUAGAUUCUUUGUUGAAGCAUAAUGUUGAUAUUAAUUCUGUGGAUAAGGAUGGUUUGACUGCUCUUCAUAAAGCAAUAAUUGGCAAAAAGCAGGCCAUAACCAAUUAUCUUCUGAGAAACUCAGCUAAUCCAUUCGUACAGGAUAGAGAUGGGGCCACGUUGAUGCACUAUGCUGUACUAACAGCUUCUGUUCCAACAAUCAAAAUACUCUUGUUGUAUAAUGUGGAUAUAAAUCUUCAGGACAAUGAUGGCUGGACACCGUUACAUCUUGCUGUUCAGGCUCAGAGAACAGAUUUAGCGAGGCUUCUGCUGAUUAAAGGAGCUGAUAAGACAUUAAAAAACAAGGAUGGAUUAACUGCUCUUGACCUUUGCCUAUACUCUGGCCAAAGUGUCAGAACAUAUGAGCUAAUCAAGUUGUUGAAGCAGCCUCCGAAACGGGUUCAAAUUGUGUCACAAAUGGGGCUAAGAAACAAUAUAACUUUUAAAGAAUUGGGGCAAACAAGUGAAGAAUAGCCAUUGCCAUGUUUUGCAUAGUAGUUAUCAGCUUUUUAGCAUAUGGAAAUUUUAGGACAACUAUGGCAUUGUAUAUUAAAUUUUAUGCUUAAAAUAUGAUAGGCGAAUAGGAAUAUUUUCACGAAAAAAAGGUAAAAAAAAAAAAACGGACAUGCCAUUUUUGACAGGGGCGGAGCCAGAAUAUAAUUGUGGGGGUGACUAAGACUAAAUGAUAUGUUGCUUAAAAAAAUAUAAAUUUCCACAAGUAUAAUAUAUUUGUAGCAAGCUUGGCAAUACAAAGACUAUUGAGCUCUCUAUAUUUGUAGCUCUCAAUGAUGAAAUAAUUUGUAGUAAGCUUGAAUUUGAAUUUGAAGAAUUUCUUGUACUUCAA